This is a messenger RNA of Linum tenue, 447 nucleotides long. The record is from the annotation of a GenBank genome assembly. NCBI's taxonomy places the organism in Eukaryota, Viridiplantae, Streptophyta, Magnoliopsida, Malpighiales, Linaceae.
AUGAGAGUAAACAUCGACUGCGCAGGUUGCGAAAUGAAAGUGAAAAAUGCCCUCCAAAAGCUGGAAGGCGUGGACGAGGUGGAGAUAGAUACGGUGAUGCAGAAGGUGACGGUGACGGGAUGGGCCGACCAGAAAAAGGUGCUGAAGAGGGUCCGGCGGACGGGAAGAAGGGCGGAGCUGUGGCAACUUCCUUACAACCAAGGCCGCUACAGUUCCACGUCCAGCCAUUACUACGACCAGCACCAGGUGAGUGGUCCGUUGACGUAUCACGCGCCGCCCCAGCCGUCAUCCUCUUACAACUACUACAAGCACGGUUCCGACGAUAACCACCACCACGGAUAUUACCGCCACCCGGCCAUCCAUUCAACCGUCGACUUUGAUGGCCGCCACUCCGCCGCCGGCACCUUCUUCAGCGACGAUAACCCUCAUGCAUGUUCCCUCAUGUGA